Lactuca virosa is the source of this 438-nucleotide messenger RNA. Lineage: Eukaryota; Viridiplantae; Streptophyta; Magnoliopsida; Asterales; Asteraceae. The record is from the annotation of a GenBank genome assembly.
AUGCCUAGAAACCAGAACCAUGAUGAAGCAUCUAGCACGAAGAGGAUCAAGACUUUUGACAAUGGUAGUAUGGCAUCUCGGUCAGAUCUUAACCAUGAUGUAUUUUUAUUAGUUAUGAUGCGACUCGGAGUUGUUGAUUUUCUUGCAUUCAGUAGAGUAUGCAAGCCAUGGAGAUCUUUUGCACUCUCCAACAGGAACAAGUUUAUGGCCUCGAAAACACCCAUGUCCAUAUCUAUAUCUACUCAUGCUAAUGAGAAAGAGUGUUACUUAGAGGAAUUUGAAGGAAGAAAGUUCAAAACCAUUCUUCCUCAUUAUGCUAACAUGACAUGUAUUGGGGUAACUUGUGGUUACUUAAUCUUCCUUGGUAAGAAAACCCUUGACUUUUGGCUUGUGAAUCCUAUCACAAAGCAUGAAAUUCGUUCCCUUAUGUCCCCUUGA